Molecule: messenger RNA, 1670 nt
Organism: Sebastes umbrosus (honeycomb rockfish)
Lineage: Eukaryota; Metazoa; Chordata; Actinopteri; Perciformes; Sebastidae
Molecular function (GO): NAD+ binding
Source: RefSeq, a predicted model, not a curated record
GUGUUGGAAUGAACAGGUCCAGGUCCAGCUCGGAUAAAAAAGCCCAGCCUCCAGUCACCAGGAUAACCCGCAGCUCCAGUUCCCAGACCAGGCACACGGACCCCGCAGAGACCCGGGAGUCUGGGCCGAGUCCCUAUGGAAAACAACGAAGGAAGCAAACGGACUCUGCUUUGGCCCGGGACCUCAGUCAGAUGAGUGUGAGCGGACAGGACGGUUUACCUACGAGUAAAGAGAAGAUGUCCAAAGGUAGCAGUGACCCUGCACAGACCGGUCAGUCCUCAGGAUCCAGGUAUGGUCGGGGCGGAUUAGCCUCUGUUGCUCGGCUGAUGAAACUCGGCCGCUGUAAGAACGUGGUGGUGGUGGCCGGAGCAGGAAUCAGCACAGCCAGCGGCAUCCCAGACUUCAGAACUCCAGGAACAGGUCUUUAUGCCAACGUGGAGAAGUACAACAUCCCUUACCCAGAAGCUAUUUUCAACAUCGACUACUUCUCCAACGACCCUCAGCCUUUCUUCUCCCUGGCCAAGGCUCUGUAUCCCGGCAGCCACCGACCAAACUACAUCCACUACUUCAUCCGCAUGCUUCAUCACAAAGGCCUGCUGCUCCGAAUGUACACCCAGAACAUCGACGGGCUGGAGAAACAGUGUGGCAUCCCAGAUGACAAACUUGUGGAAGCUCACGGAAGUUUUGCCACAGCUGCCUGUCACCUGUGCUACACUGCGUACCCUGCUGAGGAGGCUAAGCACGCCAUAAUGAAUGACGACGUCCCCGUAUGCACAUUCUGUGCAGCAACAGUUAAACCUGACGUUGUAUUUUUUGGAGAGGACCUUCCUCAGAAGUAUUUCCUUCACGCUGAAGACUUCCCCAAAGCAGACCUGCUAAUCAUUAUGGGCACAUCUUUACAGAUUGAGCCGUUUGCCAGCCUGGUGAACACGGUGCGCUCCACCGUGCCACGUCUCCUCCUGAACCGACACGCCGUGGGUCCCUUUGAGAGGGUCCCGCUGCGGAGAGGAGACCACGUGGAGCUGGGCGACCUGGAGGUCACGGUCCGGAGUUUUGCUGAAAUGCUCGGCUGGAACGAUGAGAUUGAGGAGCUGAUGAAGAGCCAGGAAACACUGAGCAUCCCUACAUGUUGUCAGAGCAGAAGAGCUCCAGAGCCUCCAGGUGGGACGGAGACAUCCAGGUCCAGACCAGGAGGUCAAAGAGCAGCCAGCAGCGGCAGCGAGGAGACCGACUCAGAGACGGACAGCAAAAGCUCUGCAUCGUCCAGCCGGAGCAAAUGAUGCUGCAUGUUUCAUAGAAGAAGAUGGAGACAGCUUGUUCGUCCUUAGUUUCCACUGAGACUAUUCUCCUGUUAACUGUAAACACACGUCACUUUCAUCUGCUCAUUUUCUGCUAGUGGGAAAAUGUCUUUUGUUGUCUACAUUGGAGAGAUCUCACCUCCUCAUGCUACGGUCACAUGGAAGUCAGUCUAUCAAGCUAUCAAGUAUAUUUAAAGCACUUAUUUCAGAGGGAGGGUCCGUCCUCCAGAACACUAAGAACAAUAUAUCUGAGGCCCUGGAACAAGAACGUUUCUUCAGGUGUUUUCUACGUUCCACGUCUGUAAACUUGUUAAUGUUUCGUAUCAGCACACACUGUAUUUUAAACAUUUAUAAAAAAUAUUGUGUAAUUUG